ACUCUGAGAGAGAGAAAUGUAAAAAAACUACACAUUUAUUUUCUCAUUCAUGAUAAAUGGUGAAACAGCGCCCCCCUCCCGUCGGCCUCGAGUUAGCGGCCACUGCCGGUAUUACACGUGCAUGUUGUUCAGCUCAGGCAACAGCACUGACCGCGCAUGAAUGGCCGAUGCACCUGACGGCAAAUUCCCGUCCAUUAAUCUGCGCUCGUGAGACUUCGUGAGUCUUCGGGAGUUUCCGUGAGUCUUCGGGAUGGAGAUAGAAGCUCCAGAUCUUUUAUUUUAGUCUCCAAUAUGACGAAAUGCAGCUUGUUUUCGUGUCUACUUUUGGGCUCUGUGUGAAUCUGGCCUGUUCCACUACUACUCUCGCUGUCUUUAGAGCCGCCCACCUUCCUUCUGUCACAUAAUGGUAUAACCCUAGUCUGUCCUCGCCUGUGAUUGGCCGCGCGGUGUGCCCGUCAACACUAAGUCCCGCCCCCCUGUCUGCAUGGAUGAGCUCUUCGGCUCUUCCCGGUCGCAACAGAGGAUAAUCGGCUCUUUUUAGUUCGUGAGUCUUCGGGAUUCUCCGUGGAUCUCCGUGAGUCUCCGGUUCCACCCUGACUGCAAUGGGAUGCUGCGGUAGCGCGGAGAGGACAAAGAGAGAAUGGAGACCUCUGGAGGACCGGAGCUGCACAGACCUGCCCUGGUUCCUGCUCUUCACCAUCUUCUGCGUCGGCAUGGGCAGCAUCUGCGGCUUCACCAUCGCCACCGGAGGCGCCGCUCGCCUCGUCUUCGGCUACGACAGCUACGGGAACACAUGUGGUCAACGCAACGAGCCGAUCGAGGGCGUGAGGCUGAGCGGCCUGGACCACAGCGACAGGAAGUUCGUGUUCUUCUUGGACCCGUGUAACAUCGACAUCGUUCAGAGGAAGAUCCGCUCCCUGGCUCUCUGUGUGUCUCUGUGCCCCCCCGAGAAGAUGGAAACCUACCAGGACCUGAAGAGGUUCGCCAUGCUCAACGGUUCCGAGUUGUGUUCCUAUGAGUUAGCGGGUCACAAAUAUCCAGGUCUCCCUGAGAGGUUCUCCAGAUGUCCCAAACUUCCUGUUCCGCCCAGUAAGCCCCUCCCGGUGUUUAACCGCUGCACCCCGGUGGAUAUCUCCUGCUAUGCUAAGUUCUCGGAGGCGGUGGUGACGUUCGUCGGGGAUCACAGCGUUCUGCAUCGUCUGAUCGCAGGGGUCGCCGCCAGCAAAGAGAUCAUCAUCGGGCUGUGUGUGCUGGCCCUGAUCCUCUCCAUGAUCCUGAUGCUCAUCAUCCGCUACAUCUCUGCGCUGCUCGUCUGGAUCCUCACCUCUCUGGUGGUGCUGGGGUCUCUGGCGGGGACCAGCGUCCUCUGGUGGCUCUACAUCGAUCACCGUCUCUAUGGAAACGCCACCAGCAGUCACCUGAGGGAGGAGCUUAGAGAGGAGGGGGCAGAACUUAGAGCGGAGGGGGCGGAGCUUAGGGACAGUGGGCAGGCGCUGCUUGUCUACGCCGCCGCCGCCACCGUCUUCACCAUCAUCCUGCUGCUGCUCAUGCUGUUCAUGAGGAAGCGGGUGGCGCUCACCAUCGCUCUGUUCCACGUGGCGGGGAAGGUGUUCCUGCACCUGCCGCUGCUCGCCCUGCAGCCCUGCCUCACCUUCCUGGCCCUGCUGCUCUUCUGGAGCUACUGGGUCCUAGUGCUGCUCUUCCUGGGCACCAGCG
Molecule: messenger RNA, 1716 nt
Organism: Gymnodraco acuticeps
Lineage: Eukaryota; Metazoa; Chordata; Actinopteri; Perciformes; Bathydraconidae
Product: choline transporter-like protein 1
Biological process (GO): transmembrane transport
Cellular component (GO): membrane
Molecular function (GO): transmembrane transporter activity
Source: RefSeq, a predicted model, not a curated record